AACCCCUCCAACGGUCAUCUCUCUGUCUCUCUCUGGUUUUUAUCCUGUGAGGCCUUGCCGAUCUUUGUCAAUCUGUUCAUUGUUUUUCUCCUCUCCCCAAUCCAUUCAUGGCUGACAUCGAAAGAGCUCUGCCGAGUCCCCACAUGGGAAAGGAGCUCAACAUCCCCCCGGUUCAAGAGACUCAACAGCAAGAUACGUCUCCGGCAGAGAAAACGCCGGUACUACUGCCGCCGGCCGACGCUGAUCAGAGGCCGCCGCUUACAGCCGACAAUGCUCAGAAGAAUAGCUCGCCUGAUCCCGUUGACGUUCCUAAGCGCAAAGCAUUCAAAUAUCUGGACAGGUACAGGAGUCCAACAGACCUUAUGAUGUCUCCUGUUUCUAGAGGCUUGCUCGCAAGGAACAGGAAGACAGCUGCUCUGCCAAUGCAUGAGAUAAAUCAGCAGCAGAAGAAGGUUCUGGAAUCAAAGUCUCAAGACGCUGGUUUCUUUCCAGCCUGAUUUCCGGCGAAAACUUUUGAAGGCAAGAAGCGAACACGACGGAGCGCCAUGAAGCUUUCGAUAUAUUGCUUAGUUAACUAGACGAACUGGGAAAGAAUGCAGUUUAGUCAAAUUGUCCUUCUGUUACUAUAUUAUCAACAGUAAACAGUUCAUUUGCUUUUGAGAUUUAAUAAAAGAUGCGCUGCUUACAUCUUUACUUUCA
This is a messenger RNA of Nymphaea colorata (pocket water lily), 699 nucleotides long. RefSeq lists its product as uncharacterized. Bases 108 to 497 code for a protein of 129 amino acids. The transcript is spliced from 3 exons. NCBI's taxonomy places the organism in Eukaryota, Viridiplantae, Streptophyta, Magnoliopsida, Nymphaeales, Nymphaeaceae. The record is from RefSeq and is a predicted model, not a curated record.